Messenger RNA from Tauraco erythrolophus (red-crested turaco), 644 nucleotides. RefSeq names its product olfactory receptor 14A16. The record is from RefSeq and is a predicted model, not a curated record. Gene Ontology annotation, molecular function: G protein-coupled receptor activity; olfactory receptor activity. Lineage: Eukaryota; Metazoa; Chordata; Aves; Musophagiformes; Musophagidae. Gene Ontology annotation, cellular component: membrane. Gene Ontology annotation, biological process: G protein-coupled receptor signaling pathway.
UACUCAGGAUGUGCUGGGCAGCUUUUGUUCUUUUUCUUGAGUAUUGUCUUCUCACCAUCAUGGCCUACGACCGCUACGUUGCCAUCUGCAAACCCCUGCACUACGGGACCCUCCUGGGCAGCAGAGCUUGUGGCCACAUGGCAGCAGCUGCCUGGGCCACUGGGUUUCUCAAUGCUGGGCUGCACACGGCCAAUACAUUUUCACUGCCCCUCUGCCACGGCAAUGCCCUGGACCAGUUCUUCUGUGAAAUCCCCCAGAUCCUCAAGCUCUCCUGCUCACACUCCUACCUCAGGGAAGUUGGGCUGAUUGUGGUUAGUGCCUGUUUAGCAUUUGGGUGUUUUGUGUUCAUUGUGGUGUCCUAUGUGCACAUCUUCAGGGCCGUGCUGAGGAUCCCCUCUGAGCAGGGACGGCACAAAGCCUUUUCCACGUGCCUCCCUCACCUGGCUGUGGUCUCCCUGUUUCUCAGCACGGGCAUCUUUGCCAACCUCAAGCCUCCAUCUGUCUCCUCCCCCCUGGAUCUGGUGGUGUCAGUUCUGUACUCGGUGGUGCCUCCAGCAGUGAACCCCCUCAUCUACAGCAUGAGGAACCAGGAGCUCAAGGAUGCCAUGUGGAAACUGAUGACUGAUGUUUUUAAGCAGCAAUAA